This is a messenger RNA of Myotis davidii, 609 nucleotides long. RefSeq names its product histone H1.4. Gene Ontology annotation, molecular function: protein heterodimerization activity; DNA binding; structural constituent of chromatin. Gene Ontology annotation, cellular component: nucleosome. The coding region runs from base 82 to 546 and encodes 154 amino acids. The record is from RefSeq and is a predicted model, not a curated record. The transcript has 3 exons. NCBI's taxonomy places the organism in Eukaryota, Metazoa, Chordata, Mammalia, Chiroptera, Vespertilionidae.
CAGUUCCCGGUGGGGCGUGUGCACCGUCUACUGCGCAAGGGCAACUACGCCGAGCGGGUGGGAGCCGGCGCGCCGGUGUACAUGGCGGCGGUGCUGGAGUACCUGACAGCCGAGAUCCUGGAGCUGGCGGGCAACGCGGCUCGAGACAACAAGAAGACGCGCAUCAUCCCGCGCCACCUGCAGCUGGCCAUCCGCAACGACGAGGAGCUCAACAAGAAGGCGGCCUCAGGGGAGGCCAAGCCCAAGGCCAAGAAGGCGGGCGCGGCCAAGCCCAGGAAGCCCGCGGGCGCGGCCAAGAAGCCCAAGAAGGCCGCGGGCUCCGCCACCCCCAAGAAGAGCGCCAAGAAGACCCCGAAGAAGCCCAAGAAGCCGGCGGCGGCUGUUGGAGCCAAAAAGGUAAAGAGCCCGAAGAAGGCGAAGCCAGCCAAAGCCAAGAAGGUGCCCAAGAGCCCGGCCAAGGCCAAAGCGGCUAAGUCCAAGCCGCCUAAGCCGAAGGCCCCCAAGCCCAAGGCAGCCAAGACCAAGAAGGCGGCCAAGAAGAAGUAGGAAGUCCCUUUGGCCAACUGUUACCACACAACACACCCCAAAGGCUCUUUUCAGAGCCACCCA